Molecule: messenger RNA, 155 nt
Organism: Perkinsus marinus ATCC 50983
Lineage: Eukaryota; Perkinsozoa; Perkinsida; Perkinsidae
Exons: 1
Source: RefSeq, a predicted model, not a curated record
AUCUAUGGAGAAGUGAGAUGUGUGGGGCUCAGCGCCGAUUUGCAUUGGGAGCCGACUAGUGGCUGGGCGAGGCUCUAUUGUUAUGUUCACAUGUGGCGUCAAGCCAUGAAAGUGAUAUCGCCGAUGAUAAGCCGAAAAGUGGAGGAUCAAGCAGC